Messenger RNA from Musa acuminata subsp. malaccensis (wild Malaysian banana), 1168 nucleotides. RefSeq lists its product as uncharacterized. The record is from RefSeq and is a predicted model, not a curated record. Lineage: Eukaryota; Viridiplantae; Streptophyta; Magnoliopsida; Zingiberales; Musaceae.
UUCUUACGGUCGCCUCUUUGGUGUCGUCUCGUUCCUCCUCCUCUUUUUUCAAGUCUCCCUCCCUCUUCCCAAUCAUCUUCGAUUCCUUGGGUGAUUCUCUGGGGCUUGUUUUGGUGACUCGGGAUUACUGGGCAGGGAUGGGGGAUUCCGUGAACAGGGUUCUGUUGACCUCCGCCGGCGAUGAGAUCUCUAAGGGCAUCGCUUACCACUUGGCCAAAGCCGGUUGCAGGUUAGUUUUGAUGGGCGAUAAAAACCAACUUCAGAAAAUGGUGGGGGAUAUGGCGAGCUCUUUCAAGGAGGUCAAUGCAUUCAAAAUUGUUGGUUUGAAUAUGGAAGAAGAUCUUGAGGCUGUCUUUGAUGAGGCAGUGGAUUUGGCAUGGAAGCUAUUAGGGACACUUGAUGCUUUCGUUAAUUGUUGUGCUUAUGAAGGGAAAAUGCAAGGAUGUCUAGACGUGACUGAACAUGAGUAUAAAAAGACAAUAAAAAUUAAUUUCAUGGCUCCAUGGUUUCUGCUAAAAGCAGUUGCAAAACGAAUGCGGGAUAAUAAAACAGGAGGAUCCAAAGUAUUCAUAUCCCAGAUAUUAGGCGCUGAAAGAGGCUUGUAUCCAGGUGCUGCUGCUUAUGGUUCAAGUUUGGCUGGUGUGCAACAAUUGGUUCGACUAUCAGCAACGGAGAUUGGUAAGCACAAAAUAAGAGUCAAUGCAGUUGCCCGUGGUCUUCAAUUGGAUGACGAGUAUCCUCGUGCAAUGGGGAAGGAGAAGGCGGAGAAGUCCAUAGCGGAUAUCAUGCCGUUGUUGCGAUGGCUCGAUCCGAAGAAUGAUGUUGCUUCUACCGUAACGUACAUGGUGGGAGAUGAUUGCCGUUACAUGACUGGCACUACCAUUUUCGUUGAUGGAGCUCAAUCCAUUGUCAGGCCUAGGAUGCGUGCUUACAUGUAAUGCAAUGGCCUUUUUUGUUUUUUUUUUUUUCUGAAUGCAAUUCGGUAUAAUCAACUGGCAUGAGUAGUACUCUUAUUGUGACAAUGAGAGACCUACCCGAGUUAGAGUAGGAUGAUGCUUCUUGAAGCAUAGCAACGAUUAAUGAUAAUAAGCUUAAUCAAUCGAGUCGUGAGGAGGUUUCUUUGUUAAGAUUACAGAUUAACUUUUGGGCUUAUUACUCCCAAGAUUUC